Beauveria bassiana ARSEF 2860 is the source of this 204-nucleotide messenger RNA. RefSeq lists its product as uncharacterized. Lineage: Eukaryota; Fungi; Ascomycota; Sordariomycetes; Hypocreales; Cordycipitaceae. The transcript has 3 exons. Bases 1 to 204 code for a protein of 67 amino acids. The record is from RefSeq and is a predicted model, not a curated record.
AUGAAAUUCUUGUACGUUGCUUACGCUCUUGCUGUGCCCUCGUUGGCCACUGUCGUUCGGGACGAGAAAGAUAGCACUGAAGCACCGUUCCCUGCCGUAUUGGGCAUGCCACAAGUCAGUGUUAAUAGCAUCGCAUUCUUUGCGCCUCGGUUCAACGGAUCUUGUGCGCAAUUGUUGUCCGCGGGAAAUUCCCACGAUUCCUAG